Messenger RNA from Paramormyrops kingsleyae, 4245 nucleotides. It is a transcript of the gene ankrd33ba, whose product is annotated as ankyrin repeat domain 33ba. Lineage: Eukaryota; Metazoa; Chordata; Actinopteri; Osteoglossiformes; Mormyridae. Gene Ontology annotation, molecular function: protein binding. The record is from RefSeq and is a predicted model, not a curated record.
AACAGGCUUUUGCGUAAUUUCCCGCCAGAACACCAUACGAAAAGCGAAAGUCGAAUGCGAACAAUGCUUUUAUUUAACCUGCUAAUGUCUUUACACAUUAGGGUAUAUUUUGUAGAAGCAGCUAUACUGUGUUUCCACAAAGUACCAGAAUUUGCCCUGGAAUUCACGGCUCCGGAUAUCAAGAUAUUAGUCCCGAUAUUAACAUUUUACACAGCGGUUUUUAAUCUACUCAGCGAACAGGAGGGUGAGAGGGAAUGGGAUGAGAAAAAAAGGAUGGAAGAUUGCGAGAGGGACCGACCGAGGGGAGGAGGGCCGUAAUCGGAUUAUGAAGCCGUAGUUUGCAGAUGCCUUAUUCCCUCCGCGGUAGGUGUUGCAGAUGACUUUACAGUCCAUGUCUAAAUAUUACAAUGAUACGAUUUCAGUGGAUAUAUAUCCGUUUGUUAAAUUUGGAAAUGACCUUGAAAGAAACUUAGUUUUUCUUUUCGUUACCUUGUGGAAUUUUGAGUACGUUUACUACGUUUACAUUACUUUUUAUAAACGAAUGCCAAUUUUGAUAAAAAUCUACUUUGCGUUUUGAAGUGAAAAAUGAAUGUGAACAAACACGAACCUCCGUGGAUCGGACUGCUUUUAAGAACUGUUUAAAAGUCUUCACUCACUCUGGAUGUUUAAUGCUGAGUGAAGUUUCUGCGCGAUUCUAAUUUCUUAAUACUUGGAUGUACUUGGACUGGGUGUCACCGUGCUUUGGAUGAAAGUUUUUGCUCCGGGUGGAAUUGCAUUUACGGGGUUACAUGAUGCUGAUAACGGACGACAGGGACAGAGGAAGAUCCUCAUCUAUCAAAUUAAAGCACAUUUCGCAAAUCAAAUAUGGAGAUGUGCUGGUUCAUCCCGCACCAGCUGGGCGGUCAGCAUCGCUAACCGAGGAAGACGAUCAUCCGUCUUAUUCUGAAUCAGAAGGAGAGGACUACGAAGAGUACGAUGAUUUUUCAGAGAUACCCGACACUAGGAGCAUCGCUUCGGAUGACUCUUUCUACCCGGUAGAGGAUGAGCUGGCAGAAGCCAGCGCCUGGCCGCCUGCGGAGUGUCCUGCGGCGCUUUCUUUUUUCCAGGCGUGUAGCACCAACAAUGCAGUCGGGAUUAAGAUAAUGAUAAGACAAGGUGUGGCUGAAGAAGAAGUUACGGAAACAGAUAAAAACAACAGGACGGGGCUGCUGGUCGCUUGCUAUCAGGGCUACGUUGACGUCGUCAUUGCACUAGCACAGUGCCCCUUCGUCGACGUCAACUGGCAGGACAAUGAAGGAAACACAGCUCUCAUCACGGCUUGUCAGGCAGGACAUAUAACUAUCUGCAACUACCUGCUCAACUAUUAUCCCGGCCUCGACCUCGAGCGCAAGAACUGCCACGGCUUCACAGCCCUCAUGAAGGCCGCCAUGCAGGGCAGGACAGAAUGUGUCCGGACUCUAAUGUUCGCAGGGGCGGACCUGGGUGCCCGCGACCCUGGGCGGAAGCUGGCGUCUUUGGAGUGGGCCGUGUUCACAGGCCGCCACGAGACGGCUCGGCUGGUGACACGGCUGCUGGCCAGGCCCUGCCCGGAGCAGUUCUCCGAGUCCUACAGGCUGGAGUGGUCUCCACUGCCUGACCCGGUGGCCAAGGCCAAGAAGCAGAAGGGCUGCCUGAGGAAGGUGACGGAGGCCAUCCGCAACUCCUUCUUCUUCAGGACGCGCGGGGAGCCGCAGGAGGACGGCGUGAUGGACCACAUGGUGCGCCUGACCACUGGGAUAGGCAGCCCCUUCGUGGCCACGGCCUGCCAGACGGUGUGCCCAAACAGCCCGCCUCGCGUCGGCAAACGGCGCUACUCUGUGCAGGAGAUCCUCAAGAAGCAGCGGGCGGAGCAGCUCAAGAACCUGGGGUCUGAGCACCUGGACAGCUACAAGAAGCUGUUCCAGAACUCCCAGGUGACUCUGGUGCCCAGGAAGAAGGAGCGCAGGGCUAGCCUGCAGUCCCGGGACCCGGCGGGCGGUGACGCGGUGGCACUGAGGCGCACCAGCCUGCUACCCCUGCAUCUGGUACGGCGCCGGAGCGUACGGCCAGGCAUGGCGGUGCCCAAGGUCCGGGUGACCAAGGCCCCGGCACCGCUCUACGUGCCCGAGAAGGAGCAGCAGAAGAAUGGCUCCGUCAAUGAGAACCUUCUGCAGAUCCCCAAGUGGAGGUACAAGGAGCAGCGGGAGGAGCGGAAGAAGAUGGAGGAGGCAGAGAGGAAGAAAAGGGAAGCACAGUCUGAGAAGAAGCGCACGUUUGCAGGGAGGAGGACAUAACGUUCUCCUGGCCACUUCCUGUCAGGGCAUUAGCCCUCGCUGCUGAGCUGAGCCACACACCACGCGAGAAUUUCAUACCUGAACAAGAAUUUGUAUUUAUUUUCCUAUUUAUUGCUUGGAGAGAAAUAAUUGAUUUUUAUAAAACUUUUUGUAGAUUGUCACAGAGGAAAAUCCACUACUAGUGACCAAAGGAUCAGAAACCAAAUUGUUUUGAUAGCCAUAGAAGACAAAUGAACUGAGCCGACUUAGGUAGCAUAUUAAUAAGUAAUUUACAUGUGAUAUGGCCAAGUUUUCCAACUCAUUAGCUUGGUUAAAUGCUCAAUAUGGUGUAGUUAAUUCACUACGAAUGACAACUUUUGCCCAAACACUUUUGUUCAGUAGCUGAUGGAAAGUGAAACCUGACAGCAAAAUGAAGGUACACUACAGGAGCAGAACCAUCUUAACGUCUAAAUGCCAUGCGAUGAAUGUACCCCACCAUUAAAUCGUAGCUAAUCGCAAUUGCGAGAUACAUCUCAUCUUCAGACAUGAUCGCAGUUUCCAUCUACAUUUAAUGAAAUAUAGGGUACAGUCUCUCUGCACUGACAGACCAGCUACCCUACACCACGAGAAAGUCAUACAUUUAUAAAUUCCAAAUGGGCCAAAUUUAUUAAUAGCCAACAGAAGACAAUUUAACCUUCCUGAAUGUUAGCUGGCUGUGCCAGGAAAUGUGCCUGUUAGGCUAAGCUGGGCCAUGGCUGGCUCCUUUAACAAGACCGACUCGCGUAUAAUCAGAGUACCUCUCAGAUGGUUUUAUUGCUAUUCUGCUUGUCAUCUCCAUGAAGGUUUACGUGAGUGGCCCUACACUAAAGUAACCCAUUCAUAUCUGCACAGAUCUGGACAUCCCCUUUAUAGCGGUGAGGUCAUUUUUGUGGUUUCACCAUAGGCUUCUGGGUGGAGAAUCAUACUCCAGGCUCUUUCAAAACCGAUUGGGUAGUUGAGCUCAGUAAAGCUAACACUAGUGGGAAUUUUACUUACACAAGAAUUGUAGAGGAGGUGGGUCCAAGCAACUAGACUAGUCCUAGUCAGGACCAAGACAUCUGAUUGGUUGGUCCCUCCUCCUCUAGUUGCUUGGACAGACCUCCUCUUCAGUCUGAUUGGUUAUCUCUCUGGACCAAUCAUUUCUGUUCUGCCCUCAGAACACUCAGAACACUUCCAUGAGUAAACUGAUAAUCUCCCAGUCUUAGUAUUUAAACGGUGACAAUGCAGCAGUCUGUGUUGCAUUGAUCCAUCUGUCCCUGUGCGUUUUAUCCAUGAGCUCAUCACACCCAAGGCGCGUGGAUGAUGUGCUCCUGGAGAACGUGAGAAAUCCCUCACCACUCUCACGGCCCUCAUGGGAGCCGCAUAUCAUGAGAUCACCCCUCACUGAUGGCCAGCGUCUGCUCCUUGGGCUGUCCUUCAGUCACGGCAUCACAAAAGAACCAUCUCAGGAAGAUUCCUCAUGCUGUCAUGUUUGUCAGAGGAGUGUGUCUGGAAUUGAGGAAUUAGACCCAAGCUCUGUGAAAAGCUCUCAGAAAAAUCAGGUUCGCUUGAACACGGUUUGGUUUCCCACAUGCCACGUCAUCACCUGGCCCCCCCUGUAGCUGGGAUGCAGCCUGGGGCGAGCGGCACGGUGGUCACUGUCGCACGGCUAAGGUCGGGAUGACUCCACUCCUCAUCUUCUAAAUGUCCAUGAAGAACACUGAUACAGCAGCACGGAAACUUGUUUACACUGUUAAGAUAAUGAUGCUAAAUGAUACAUGUGGGGAAAUGUAACUGGAACCAAGGCCAGAUGCCACUGUGACGGCAACACUGUCAUCUCCGGCCUGAACCUUGUAUUGUUCUUAGUGUUGACCUGCAGCUUUGGUGGCAUGUAUUCAGUGAAAGAGGCACUUGUAGUAAAAGUGUAAAAAAUCUA